GGUCUGACACUCCUGGCCUUUCUUUUGCGCAACGGCUCGGAGGAUGUCGUCAAAACUGCUCAGGAGCAUCUUUAUGAUAUCCGCACGCUUGACGGUUACCAGUGCAUAGAUGAACGCGGACGAGAUCAGGGCGCAUCAGUUCUCUUCUUCCGCUAG
Molecule: messenger RNA, 156 nt
Organism: Dibothriocephalus latus
Lineage: Eukaryota; Metazoa; Platyhelminthes; Cestoda; Diphyllobothriidea; Diphyllobothriidae
Source: the annotation of a GenBank genome assembly